Molecule: messenger RNA, 891 nt
Organism: Sphenostylis stenocarpa
Lineage: Eukaryota; Viridiplantae; Streptophyta; Magnoliopsida; Fabales; Fabaceae
Source: the annotation of a GenBank genome assembly
AUGGCAAUUCCUGAGACAUAUCUGAGAGUUUCUGCUCCAUUGCUGGCCUAUCUCUUGAUGUGUCUCUUUGGAGUCAUUGUUGAGGGUAAUUUCUAUGAAGAUAUUGACAUCACUUGGGGUGAAAAUGGUGGUGUGAAGAUACUCGGAAGCAACUCUCUCGUGCUUUCUCUUGACCAGUUCUCUGGCUCUGGCUUUCGAUCCAAGGCAGAAUAUCUGUAUGGAAGAAUAGACAUGCAGCUUAAGCUUGUCUCUGGCGACUCAGCUGGCACAGUCACUGCAUAUUAUUUAUCUUCUGAAGGGCCAAAUCAUGAUGAGAUAGAUUUUGAGUUCCUGGGAAACAUCAGUGGAGAGCCCUACAUAGUCCACACUAAUAUCUACACCCAAGGCAUAGGCAAUAGGGAACAACAAUUCUAUCUCUGGUUUGACCCAACAAAACAUUUCCACACUUACACUAUUUUAUGGAACCCUCAACGCAUCAUUUUCUUGGUAGAUAACACCCCUAUUAGAGUCUUCAACAACUAUGAAGCCAGGGGAGUUCCAUUUGCUAGCAACCAGCCCAUGAGGCUAUACUCCAGUCUAUGGUGUGCAGACCAGUGGGCAACAAGAGGAGGGCUUGUGAAAACCAAUUGGUCCUAUGCUCCUUUCAAAGCUUACUAUAGGAACUUUGAUGCUAAAGCAUGUGUGUGGUCCAAAGGAUCAUCGUCCUGUCCUUCAACCCCAGUUGCCAUUACUACUCAUAAUGAUACUUGGCUAGUUCAUGAUUUAGAUGCUUAUGGUAGAAGAAAUCUGAGAUGGGUGCAAAAGUAUUACAUGAUUUAUAACUACUGCAAAGAUUACAAGCGAUUUCCUCAAGGUCGACCUCGUGAAUGCAGGCUUUCUACAUUCUCUUGA